AUGGACCAGCCGAGCGCCGCGCCCCAGAUCUUCAAGGGCUUCGUGUUCUAUAUCGACCUCGACGGCGGGGGCAAUUGGGGCAAGGACCGCGACCUGACAUCCGUGCUGACGGUCUGGAUACGGACGUCGGGAGGCCGCGUGUGCCGUUUGCUGGACCAGGGCUGCACGCAUGUCGUUGCCAGGCAUUCCCAGCAGGACGUCUGCCGGUGGGCCUCGGCGCGCGGCAUCCGGCUGGCUUCUCCCCUCUGGGUGUACCACUGCAUCACGAAGAAGGAGCUGCUGCCCAUCGUGGAGAAGCCAUUUCGUGGGCCUAUGAUUCCAGGGUUCACAAACCAUGUGAAUGAAAUAACGAUUUCUGAGUUUAAGAACCAUGAGAGGGUGAUCGUCCGCUACCUCUGUGAAUGCACUGGUGCCGCUUACUCUGGCCAACUGACUGUGCCCACCCAAACCAGCCAUCUGAUAGCCAACAACGUUGCCUCAAACUCUCAGAAGAUCCAGUCUGCUAAACGGUGCAGCACUGUCAAGAUAGUGCCAAAGACAUGGCUGGAUGAUUGUCUCACACAAUGGCGACAUGUGCCAGAAGGCCCCUACACAGAAGCUACCACCUCUCCAGUUUCGGAAAGCUCAGAAGAGAAUGGGAAUCUGCUCCCCAGUGCUGAGAUGCCCUCUCUGACAGUGCCACCGCGUACAAAAGAGACUGGACAGUUUGUCGAAACAGAAGUCGUGGGGAAAUCAUUCCAGUUAUAUGCUGUUGAUGAGGUUGCAGAGGGGGGAUCAGCUAAUAGUCUCCAAGACUGCGCCUCACAUGGUAAGGGGGAGGGAUCAACAUUGGAACAAAAUGGGGAUGUUGCCAGGCAGGAUGUAUUUCUGGAAGCUUGUGAGCAUGCAACUGGCAAGGAGGGAAACCAGGCAGGCAGCUGCCGUGGCAAAGUGGGACAGGGGGCUUCGGAGGGAUUGUCCUUCACAUACAACGAGAUAUAUGAAGGUCUUGACAUGUCGCAGCAGGUGGGGUUGGCAUCGGCAGUGGUCAGCCGGUUGGCAUGUCAGCUUGCACCUCCAACACCCAAUCCAGAAUUACCAGAAACCGAGGUGUUGCGCCCACCUGGGGAUGAUGCUGAAGUCCCACAUGUGGACUCUGCUGGCCAGUCUGCUGAUCGAAAGCCUGAGGUUGACAAAGUUUGUUGCAAGUGUGAGGCAAUCAAUCGAGUUGAAACAGCCAGUGAUGGCCAUGAUGGAGAACAGAACACAAGACAGGAGCUUAAUGCGAAUCUCGAGCAGAAUGGUGUGCAAGAAGCUAAGCCUUUGAGGAUGACGAGGCAAAGAUUACGCACACCGAGGGAUGCUAGGGCCAAAGUGCAAAGUGAACUGCAAUCAAAGAAGGCCAGGCCCCAAAAUUCAGGGAAAAAAAUGAAUCAGAGCCCUGGGAAGAAACCUGUGAAGAGGCGGCAUGCUGGUGGAAUAGAAGCAGUGGUCAGGACCUCCAAGAGGUCACGAACCUCUGAUCCACUCACAGGAUCUGACAAAGAAGAGCAGGCGGUGGUUGCUCUCAGUGGUGUGCGAACAUCCCAGAGGUUGCGGUACAUUGGAGUCCUGUCUGGGCUGCACGUUCGGUGCGCUUCUGGCUCUUAUGAUUUGAAGCACCAGUGGAACGAUCAAAUCACUCAUGUUGUACUGCCUGAGCUGAAGCGAAAUGAGAAGGCUGUGUGCGGCAUGGCGGCUGGCAAGUGGCUUGUCAGCACAGACUAUGUCGAGGCCUGUGCUAAGCAGCAAAGGCUAUUGGACCCCAGUGCCUAUGAGCUCCAAAAUGGGGAGAAAGAUGUGAUAUCAAAAGGUUAA
Ostreobium quekettii is the source of this 1836-nucleotide messenger RNA. NCBI's taxonomy places the organism in Eukaryota, Viridiplantae, Chlorophyta, Ulvophyceae, Bryopsidales, Ostreobiaceae. The record is from the annotation of a GenBank genome assembly.